AUCUGUCUUUGAUCGUCUUUAUACUGAAGGAUUGAUCUAAUUUUAUCGCUCAAAAACUUACAUAUUGAUUUAAUUAGGCUCGUUUGUAAGGAAAGAGAUGGAAGCGAUAUCCAUUGCAUCUGAUCCUCAUCUUUAUUUUCAAGUGGGAAAGAUCAAAAUCAAUGAGGGAAUGAAGUGUUUGCGAGAUUUAGUAGAAUGGUACAAGGUCAACUUGACCUCAGAAAGUGCUGGAGGGGUUCAUGAAAUCAUGGCCUAUCUUCAAUUUCUUCAACGACAAGUAGUACAGGUAACCUUGCAUACUAAUGUUAUAUGGUUCGUCAUUAUUAAUAACUGGAUCUUCUUAUCAUCACAAUGCGUUUCCUAUUACAGAAACCAGCUUGUGAAUUUUGGAAAGAAAUAUUGGGUCUUGUGGUUUUGGUUUUCUAAUUCAAGUACACUUCUUUCGAAUAUUAGCAUUUGGGUCCUUAGAUUGAGCUAAAAUUGUUGAAAUCUGAAGAACAAAAUGCCAGUAUUUUACACAAGUGUUCUUACCUGUUAUAGAUCAAAAUUCAAAACAAUAUUCCCCUUGUCAUAUCUAUUAAUCACGGGUUUUGAGUACAAGUGUACAACUCU
This is a messenger RNA of Pistacia vera, 612 nucleotides long. RefSeq lists its product as uncharacterized. Bases 98 to 478 code for a protein of 126 amino acids. The record is from RefSeq and is a predicted model, not a curated record. The transcript has 2 exons. Lineage: Eukaryota; Viridiplantae; Streptophyta; Magnoliopsida; Sapindales; Anacardiaceae.